CUGUCUCCAUUUCGUUAAAAUUUCCCUUUCUAAUUCGUUGACGGCUUCAAUAUUUACAGGGAGAGAGAUAAAGGGGAAAGGGAAAAAAGGAGAACGAAAAAGAGAAAAUUUCCCCUAUUUUUUUUCAUUUUCUUUUUAUGUUCUUGGAACAAAAAUUAAUUUUCCCCGGAAAGUUUUAUCGUAUUUUCUUAGGAGGUGGUUAAUUCACGAUCUGAGCUAGGGUUUUUAGAAAAUGCUGAUCGGAGAUGCGAAUUUGAUUUGAUUUUAGCUGAGCCGAUCUCGAUUUGCCCUAAUUAGAGAUUCUUUUAGCCGGCAGUGAAAGCUAUUGGCAAAGAUUCAAAAAAGGCUUAAUUAGGGAACGUUAAAGGAAAUGGAUGUGGACUCGUCGAUGGUGCCGGAGACUGGUCAGAAUCACAGUGGAGGGUCGCAAUUACCGGCGCCGAUGGAGAGGGAGCCACAACAGCAAAAUCAGCAAUUAGAGAACCAGGAUUCGUCGUCAGGACCUGGUGGAUCUCUGUCUUCUCCGGGGCAACAACAGGCUGUACCAGCUGCAUCUGAUGGUCAAGGACAGGCUCAAACGACGGUGGCGGGGCCGAGGUGUGCGCCUCCGUAUUCAGUGGUGAAUGCUAUUAUAGAGAAGAAAGAAGAUGGGCCUGGUCCUAGGUGUGGGCAUACCCUAACGGCUGUGGCAGCUGUAGGGGAAGAAGGGACGCCUGGUUAUAUUGGGCCUAGGUUGAUUCUGUUUGGUGGUGCUACGGCACUGGAAGGGAAUUCUGCUGCUUCCGGGACUCCAUCAUCAGCUGGAAGCGCUGGCAUCAGACUAGCUGGUGCCACUGCUGAUGUGCACUGUUACGAUGUGUUAACUAAUAAGUGGUCUAGGAUCACACCCUUUGGGGAGCCACCUACACCAAGGGCUGCACAUGUGGCAACUGCUGUGGGAACUAUGGUUGUUAUUCAGGGUGGAAUUGGUCCAGCUGGUUUGUCUGCUGAGGAUCUUCACGUUCUUGACCUCACACAGCCACGGCCACGGUGGCAUAGGGUUGUUGUUCAAGGCCCUGGGCCAGGGCCACGCUAUGGACAUGUGAUGGCUUUGGUGGGACAAAGGUUUCUCAUGGCGAUUGGUGGAAAUGAUGGAAAACGACCUUUGGCUGAUGUAUGGGCCCUGGAUACUGCUGCCAAGCCUUAUGAAUGGCGUAAAUUGGAACCUGAAGGGGAAGGCCCUCCUCCGUGCAUGUAUGCCACUGCAAGUGCACGCUCAGAUGGUCUUCUUCUGCUCUGUGGAGGGAGGGAUGCGAACAGUGUGCCAUUGGCAAGUGCAUAUGGACUUGCCAAACACAGGGAUGGUCGUUGGGAAUGGGCAAUUGCUCCAGGUGUCUCACCAUCUCCUAGAUAUCAACAUGCAGCAGUCUUUGUCAAUGCAAGGCUCCAUGUUUCUGGUGGGGCACUUGGUGGUGGACGCAUGGUUGAAGACUCAUCAAGUGUUGCAGUGUUGGAUACUGCUGCGGGGGUUUGGUGUGAUACAAAAUCUGUUGUUACAAGUCCAAGAACGGGAAGAUACAGUGCUGACGCUGCUGGUGGAGAUGCUUCAGUUGAGUUGACAAGGCGUUGCAGACAUGCUGCUGCAGCUAUUGGUGACUUGAUAUUUAUUUAUGGUGGUUUACGUGGUGGGGUGUUGCUUGAUGACUUGCUUGUUGCUGAAGACCUAGCUGCUGCUGAGACAACGACAGCAGCUUCUCAUGCUGCUGCUGCAGCUGCAGCCACUGAUGUGCAUCCAGGGCGUUUACCUGGAAGGUAUGGUUUUGUUGAUGAAAGGACAAGGGAAACAAUGCCAGAAGCAGCUCCUGACGGAGCAGUUGUGCUGGGAAAUCCAGUUGCUCCCCCUGUAAACGGGGAUAUGCAUACUGACAUAAGCACUGAGAAUGCCAUGGUUCAAGGAUCCCGGAGAAUGAGCAAAGGUGUUGAAUAUUUGGUUGAAGCAUCAGCUGCUGAAGCUGAGGCUAUUAGUGCCACACUGGCUGCUGCCAAGGCACGGCAAGUUAAUGGAGAAGUUGAACUUCCUGAUAGGGAUCGAGGGGCAGAGGCUACACCUAGUGGAAAACAGACAUCUACCUUGAUUAAGAUGCCUGAUUCUUCUGGAUCAAAUGAUGUUGCUCCACCUGGAGUUCGGCUUCAUCAUAGAGCUGUUGUUGUAGCUGCUGAGACUGGUGGAGCUUUAGGUGGAAUGGUCAGACAGCUUUCUAUUGACCAAUUUGAAAAUGAAGGCAGACGGGUUAGCUAUGGGACUCCAGAAAAUGCAACUGCUGCAAGGAAACUAUUAGAUAGGCAGAUGUCAAUCAGUAGUGUCCCAAAAAAGGUUAUUGCACACCUUUUGAAGCCCCGUGGCUGGAAACCUCCAGUUCGUAGACAGUUCUUCCUAGAUUGUAAUGAAAUAGCAGAUCUUUGUGAAAGUGCUGAAAGAAUAUUUGCAGCUGAACCAACUGUUUUACAGCUAAAGGCUCCUAUUAAGAUUUUUGGUGAUCUACAUGGACAGUUUGGAGAUCUUAUGCGCCUUUUUGAUGAAUAUGGGUCACCUUCUACAGCUGGAGACAUCGCAUAUAUAGAUUAUCUCUUCUUAGGAGAUUAUGUGGACCGGGGCCAGCACAGCUUGGAAACCAUUAGUCUUCUGCUUGCUUUGAAGAUUGAGUAUCCCAAUAAUGUACAUUUAAUCAGGGGGAAUCAUGAGGCUGCAGAUAUCAAUGCACUUUUUGGCUUCCGGAUUGAGUGUAUCGAGCGCAUGGGUGAGAGAGAUGGAAUAUGGGCUUGGCAUCGCAUAAACCGUUUAUUCAACUGGCUUCCUCUGGCAGCUCUAAUUGAAAAGAAAAUCAUUUGUAUGCAUGGUGGCAUUGGUCGAUCUAUAAAUCAUGUGGAACAGAUUGAGAACCUACAGCGUCCUAUUACAAUGGAAGCAGGCUCGAUUGUUCUAAUGGAUUUAUUAUGGUCUGAUCCAACAGAAAAUGAUAGUGUGGAAGGGUUGCGACCGAAUGCUCGAGGUCCUGGGUUGGUUACUUUCGGGCCUGAUCGUGUCAUGGAGUUCUGCAAUAACAAUGAUCUUCAGUUGAUCGUUCGAGCUCAUGAGUGUGUUAUGGAUGGCUUUGAGCGCUUUGCUCAGGGACAUUUAAUCACCCUUUUCUCAGCAACUAAUUAUUGUGGUACCGCUAAUAAUGCUGGUGCAAUCUUAGUUUUGGGUAGAGAUCUAGUGGUAGUUCCGAAACUCAUUCAUCCUUUACCCCCUGCAAUGUCAUCCCCAGAAGCAUCAUCGGAACGUCAUAUAGAGGAUACAUGGAUGCAGGAGCUGAAUGCUAACAGACCUCCUACACCAACUAGAGGUCGUCCCCAAGUAACAAAUGAUCGAGGCUCUCUCGCUUGGGUGUAGUAUACCCUUCCCAAAUUGUUUCUUUACUCAUUUGGGUUCAUGCAUCCACCUGGAGGAGACGAUCUCGGUGUUCUGUAUAGACCAUACAGCCACAUACAGGUGUUCCCAAAUCUGUCUCUCCAUAUAUGAAAUACGCUAGUUUGGGAAUCAGAUUACUUGCGCCGUAGCUUUACGUUGGUUACGAGCGGCUGAACUUUCGAUUUUGGGCUUCUUCUCCCCCUGUAUAUUGAGACACAGGCAGGUAAAAGCAGUUGGGUGGUUUCUUCAAAUGUGUUGGCAAUGUUGAGUAUUAUUAUUUACAUUUAUUUUCAAUAUACAAUAUAAAUAUGUAUGUAUACUUGUUUUAGGUGUAAUGAUGUUUUUGAGUGAUGAUAUUUAAAAAUCAUUGUGGGGCGUCCUUUGUAUCAUAAGAGAGGUUUUGUUUGGUGUAAUUUUCAUUUAUUUCAGCUUUUGUACAAUGUAAUAUUUGUGUGAAAAGAAACUUUUUCUCGUAA
This is a messenger RNA of Gossypium raimondii (Peruvian cotton), 3906 nucleotides long. Its product is annotated as serine/threonine-protein phosphatase BSL3. Lineage: Eukaryota; Viridiplantae; Streptophyta; Magnoliopsida; Malvales; Malvaceae. Gene Ontology annotation, biological process: brassinosteroid mediated signaling pathway. Gene Ontology annotation, molecular function: phosphoprotein phosphatase activity; protein binding. The record is from RefSeq and is a predicted model, not a curated record. The transcript has 22 exons. The coding region runs from base 371 to 3412 and encodes 1013 amino acids.